Messenger RNA from Purpureocillium lilacinum, 1461 nucleotides. RefSeq lists its product as uncharacterized. The record is from RefSeq and is a predicted model, not a curated record. Lineage: Eukaryota; Fungi; Ascomycota; Sordariomycetes; Hypocreales; Ophiocordycipitaceae. Gene Ontology annotation, molecular function: histone binding. Gene Ontology annotation, cellular component: Set1C/COMPASS complex.
AUGGACAUCGACAGCCGUGACGAGCGGGCGGCUGCGACGCCUCCCCUCAAGCGCAGGAGGGCAGACGAUGACACCUCGCGGCGUUCGGGCUCGCCGGAUGGCGACGCGCCGAGACGCGGCCACCCCAUAAUCCGCAGACGAAGCUCGACGGACAACGAAGCAACCAACGGCAACGAGUAUCCCUCGUCGCGUCAACGCCCCUCGCGGUCGCCGUCACCCUCCCGCUCCCGUUCGCGGCGGCGCUCUAGGUCGCGGUCCAGCUCCAGCUCUCGGACGCGCUCAGAAUCCGCGCCGCAGUCGCGCACCAGAUCCCAUUCCCGCCGCCGCUCUCCCUCUCCGAGCACCUCAGACCGCACCCGCUCCGAAUCCUACUCUCCGAGGCCGCGACAAGCGCCUACCCCUCCGCACGAACCUCUCCGGCCAGACUACCGGCCUAGACUCGUCCUACAUGGCCACACGAAGCCUGUCUCCCAAGUGCGGAUAUCGCCCAAUGGCCGGUUCAUUGCCUCGGCGUCGGCAGACGCGACGCUCAAGAUCUGGGAUGCCGCGACCGGCGCGCACAUGGACACUCUUGUUGGACACAUGGCGGGAGUCAGCUGCCUCGCUUGGACUCCCGAUAGCAAUACUCUUGCCAGCGGCUCCGACGACAAGGCCAUUCGGCUGUGGGAUCGCGUAACCGGCCGGCCCAAAACGACGACGCGCAAGUCGAGGGCAGGCCAGGAGAUUGCCGCCCUGCGAGGCCACCACAACUAUAUUCACUGCCUUGCGUUCUCACCAAAGGGCAACAUUCUGGCCAGUGGAUCUUAUGACGAAGCAGUGUUUCUCUGGGAUGUGCGGGCCGGGCGACUUAUGAGGAGCUUGCCUGCUCAUAGCGACCCUGUGAGCGGCAUCGACUUUUGUCGCGACGGGACACUGGUCGUCAGUUGCUCAACGGAUGGUUUGAUCCGAGUUUGGGACACAUCUACAGGCCAGUGCUUGCGUACCCUUGUCCACGAGGAUAAUCCCGCCGUAACGAAUGUCUGCUUCUCUCCCAAUGGCCGCUUCGUCUUGGCCUUUAACCUGGACAACUGUAUACGCCUAUGGGACUACGUGGCGGGCACCGUCAAGAAGACGUACCAGGGCCAUCGCAACGAGAAGUUUGCCAUCGGCGGCUGCUUCGCCGUGCUCGACGGUGAGCCCUUCAUUGCGUCGGCCAGCGAGGACGGCGACAUUGUCCUAUGGGACGUCAAGAGCAAGGAUAUACUACAGCGUGUGCCGGGCCACAAGGGCAUUUGUUUCUGGGUGGACGUGCACGGCGAAACGAUGGUGAGCGCUGGCCAGGACAAUACCGUGCGGGUGUACCGCCAUAGAGGGAACAGUAACGGCACCAACGGGGUGGUGGACGCAAGCAAGGCCGGCUCUGAAAAGCUGCUAGGGGAGUUGCCCAUACGGCAGGAAGACGUCAAGGCUGAGAAUGCCUGA